Messenger RNA from Aspergillus luchuensis, 399 nucleotides. RefSeq lists its product as uncharacterized. The transcript is spliced from 3 exons. The coding region runs from base 1 to 399 and encodes 132 amino acids. Lineage: Eukaryota; Fungi; Ascomycota; Eurotiomycetes; Eurotiales; Aspergillaceae. The record is from RefSeq and is a predicted model, not a curated record.
AUGUUUGAUCUAAUCACCGCAUUCACAAUAUUCGCCCUCGUGUUAGGGGGACGAGCAGUCUUGGCUUCGCAAAGGUCCCCUGGUUUGAGUAGAGGACAGAAGAUUGCUUCUUUUCUUGCUCUUAUCCUCUAUCUCUGUGGUGUCAGUCUUUUUAUGUGGGCACUUAUAUGGCGAGGUCUUAUAUGCUUGAAGAACGAACCGUUGGGACCUAUCUUGGCACAGAUCAAGGAGCUCCAUGCUAGCCUUGGUAGCGCUUCUAGCAUCCUUUUGUUGGUCUCUGCAGGUCUCUUCUUUCUCGGGCUUUGCUUAAAACUGGCAGUAUUUAUGAAGCGAUGUAGCAUGCCCCAGAAGGCGUUAGACGGCCGCAAACCGGCCGAGAGCUUUGGUGACAAGCAAUAA